Symphalangus syndactylus (siamang) is the source of this 8232-nucleotide messenger RNA. Its product is annotated as bromodomain and WD repeat-containing protein 3-like. Gene Ontology annotation, cellular component: nucleus. Gene Ontology annotation, biological process: cytoskeleton organization; regulation of transcription by RNA polymerase II; regulation of cell shape. The record is from RefSeq and is a predicted model, not a curated record. Lineage: Eukaryota; Metazoa; Chordata; Mammalia; Primates; Hylobatidae. Gene Ontology annotation, molecular function: protein binding.
UCACUCACUCACUCUCUCUCUCCCUCUCCUCUCUCUCCUUCCUCCUCCGCCUCCUCAGCUCUUGGGCUAGAAUAUCUAUGGGUCAAAACGUGAUGCGAUGAAUUCGAGAGAGAGCGAAACUAGGACGAGGAGUGCGGCGGAAGCGGCGGGACUCCCGGGCAUGGGGGCUUCACCACAAUAGAGGCAGCGCCCCCACCCGCCCCCGCCAGCCCCUCCGGAGCGAAGCCCCCAAACCCCCUCGGGAAAAGGAUGGCGGCGGCACCUACCCAGAUCGAAGCCGAGCUGUACUACCUGAUCGCUAGGUUCUUGCAGUCUGGACCCUGCAACAAAUACGCUCAGGUGCUAGUGCAGGAGCUCGAGGAGCAUCAGCUGAUUCCGCGCAGCUUAGAUUGGGAGGGGAAAGAGCACGGAAGAAGCUUCGAGGCUGACUGUAAGAGUACACUAUGGAAUGGGUCUGCUUUUGCGGCUCUGCAUAGAGGCAGACCUCCAGAACUACCUGUAAAUUAUGUGAAACCUCCAAAUGUGGUGAAUAUCACCUCUGCCAGGCAAUUAACCGGAUGUAGUCGCUUUGGUCAUAUUUUCCCUUCAUCUGCUUACCAGCACAUUAAGAUGCAUAAGAGAAUUCUGGGGCACUUGUCAUCAGUCUACUGUGUAGCAUUUGACCGAAGUGGGAGAAGAAUUUUUACAGGUUCAGAUGACUGUUUAGUAAAAAUUUGGGCUACAGAUGAUGGACGCCUUCUUGCUACACUUCGUGGACACUCUGCUGAAAUUUCUGACAUGGCUGUUAACUAUGAAAACACUCUUAUUGCCGCAGGCAGGUGUGAUAAGGUAGUAAGAGUAUGGUGUCUUCCAACUUGUGCACCCGUUGCAGUCCUUCAGGGCCAUUCAGCUUCUAUUACUUCCAUACAGUUUUGUCCAUCAACUAAAGGCACAAACAGAUACCUCACUUCUACUGGUGCUGAUGGAACAAUCUGUUUCUGGCAAUGGCAUGUAAAAACAAUGAAGUUUAGAGAUCGCCCAGUGAAAUUUACUGAGAGAUCCAGACCUGGAGUCCAGAUAUCUUGUUCAUCUUUCAGUUCUGGUGGUAUGUUCAUUACAACUGGUAGUACUGACCAUGUGAUUAGAAUAUAUUAUUUGGGUUCUGAGGUUCCUGAGAAAAUUGCUGAAUUAGAGUCACAUACGGAUAAAGUUGUUGCUGUUCAGUUCUAUAACAAUGGAGACAGUUUAAGAUUUGUUAGUGGAAGUCGAGAUGGAAUGGCAAGAAUUUGGCAGUAUCAGCAACAAGAAUGGAAGAGUAUAGUGCUAGACAUGGCUACUAAAAUGACUGCCAAUAAUUUGCCACCUGGAGAAGACAAGAUCACUAAACUUAAGGUGACUAUGGUGGCCUGGGAUGGCUAUGAUACCACAGUUAUUACUGCAGUGAACAAUUUUCUUUUGAAAGUGUGGAAUUCUAUCACAGGACAGCUUCUUCAUACAUUAUCUGGACAUGAUGAUGAAGUAUUUGUUCUGGAAGCCCAUCCAUUUGAUCAAAGGAUCAUACUUUUAGCAGGUCAUGAUGGGAACAUUUUUAUUUGGGACCUUGACCGGGGGACCAAAAUUCGGAAUUACUUUAACAUGAUUGAAGGCCAAGGCCAUGGUGCGGUGUUUGAUUGUAAAUUUUCACCAGAUGGAAACCAUUUUGCCUGCACAGAUUCUCAUGGGCAUUUGCUGCUUUUUGGUUUUGGAUGCAGUAAAUACUAUGAAAAGAUUCCAGAUCAGAUGUUCUUCCACACGGAUUAUCGUCCUCUUAUUCGUGAUGCCAAUAACUAUGUAUUGGAUGAGCAAACCCAACAAGCUCCUCACCUCAUGCCUCCUCCAUUUUUGGUGGAUGUUGAUGGAAAUCCUCAUCCCAGAAAAUUCCAACGGUUGGUACCAGGACGGGAAAAUUGUAAAGAUGAACAGCUUAUACCACAGCUGGGCUAUGUGGCUAAUGGUGAUGGUGAGGUAGUAGAACAGGUAAUUGGGCAGCAAACCAAUGACCAAGAUGAGAGCAUUCUUGAUGGAAUUAUCAGGGAGCUGCAGAGAGAACAAGACCUGAGACUGAUUAAUGAAGGAGAUGUUCCACAUUUUCCAGUUAAUAGAGCAUACUCUGUUAAUGGUGCUCUGAGAAGUCCAAACAUGGACAUAUCUUCUUCCCCAAACAUCAGGCUUUGAAGACAUAGUAGUCAAAUUGAAGGUGUUAGACAAAUGCAUAACAAUGCUCCUCGGAGCCAGAUGGCCACUGAAAGAGAUCUCAUGGCAUGGAGCAGAAGAGUGGUGGUCAAUGAACUAAAUAAUGGGGUUAGUAGGGUACAGGAAUAAUGUCGAACUGCAAAAGGUGACAUAGAAAUCAGUCUUUAUACAGUGGAAAAGAAGAAAAAACCAUCUUACACUACUCAAAGGAAUGAUUAUGAGCCUAGCUGUGGGCGUUCUUCAUGCAGGACACAGCGCAAACGUCAGCAUACUUACCAAACACGGUCCAACAUAGAGCAUAAUUCACAAGCAUCAUGUCAAAAUUCAGGUGUACAGGAAGACUCAGACAGCUCCUGAGAGGAAGAUGAAACUGUUGGCACAAGUGAUGCUUCGGUAGAGGAUCCUGUUGUUGAAUGGCAAAGUGAAAGUUCUUGCAGUGAUUCAUCAAGUGAAUAUUCUGAUUGGACAGCAGAUGCUGGAAUAAAUUUACAACCCCCAAAAAGACAAACCAGACAGACAACACGCAAAAUAUGCAGCAGCUCUGAUGAGGAAAAUUUGAAGCCCCUAGAAGAAAGGCAGAAGAAACCUAAGCAGACUAGAAAGAAGAAAGGAGGACUGGUUUCUAUGGCAGGUGAGCCUAAUGAAGAAUGGUUUGCCCCUCAGUGGAUCUUGGAUACUAUACCCCGACGUUCCCCAUUUGUCCCACAAAUGGGAGAUGACCUUAUCUAUUUUAGGCAAGGACAUGAAGCUUAUGUUCGGGCUGUAAGGAAAUAAAAAAUAUACAGUGUUAAUUUACAAAAACAGCCAUGGAACAAAAUGGAUCUCAGGGAGCAAGAGUUUGUUAAGAUUGUAGGAAUCAAAUAUGAGGUUGGCCCACCCACACAGUGCUGCUUGAAGCUUGCAUUUCUGGACCCAAUUUCAGGCAAAAUGACUGGAGAAUCUUUUUCCAUUAAGUAUCAUGACAUGCCGGAUGUCAUUGACUUCCUUGUGCUACAUCAGUUUUAUAAUGAAGCCAAAGAAAGGAACUGGCAGAUUGGUGAUAGAUUCCGCAGUAUAAUAGAUGACGCCUGGUGGUUUGGGACUGUGGAGAGUCAGCAGCCUUUUCAACCAGAGUAUCCUGAUAGUUCUUUCCAGUGUUACAGUGUUCACUGGGACAAUAAUGAGAGAGAAAAGAUGAGCCCCUGGGAUAUGGAGCCAAUUCCAGAAGGAACUGCCUUUCCAGAUGAAGUUGGUGCUGGUGUUCCUGUCUCCCAGGAAGAAUUGACUGCUUUGCUAUACAAACCCCAGGAAGGAGAGUGGGGGGCUCAUUCCAGAGAUGAAGAAUGUGAACGGGUUAUUCAGGGCAUCAACCACCUUCUUUCCCUGGAUCUUGCCAGCCCUUUUGCUGUUCCAGUGGAUCUCAGUGCCUACCCCUUGUAUUGUACUGUAGUUGAUAAUCCAACUGACCUCAAUACCAUCAGGCGGAGACUUGAAAAUCGCUUUUACAGGAGAAUAUCAGCAUUAAUGUGGGAGGUACGCUAUAUUGAGCAUAAUGCCAGGACUUUCAAUGAGCCAGACAGUCCUAUAGUUAAAGCAGCUAAAAUUGUAACUGAUGUCUUACUUCGAUUUAUUGGGGAUCAGAGCUGUACUGAUAUACUGGAUACUUAUAAUAAAAUUAAAGCAGAAGAACGAAACAGUACUGAUGCAGAGGAGGAUACAGAAAUGGUUGAUUUAGAUUCAGACGGUCCUGGUACUUCAUCUGGAAGAAGGGUCAAAUGCCAAGGCAGAAGACAGUCUUUAAAGUGUAAUCCUGAUGCUUGGAAAAAACAAUGCAAGGAACUAUUGAGCCUCAUUUAUGAACGUGAAGACUCAGAGCCAUUUCGACAGCCAGCCGAUCUUCUUUCUUACACAGGUCAUCAGGAGCAAGAGGGAGAAUCCUCAGAGUCUGUUGUUCCAGAAAGACAACAAGAUUCAUCUCUUUCUGAGGCUUAUCAAGAUGUUAUAGAUACUCCUGUGGACUUCAGCACUGUGAAAGAAACUUUGGAAGCAGGAAACUAUGGUAGUCCUCUGGAAUUUUAUAAGGAUGUUCGCCAAAUAUUCAACAACUCCAAAGCUUAUACCUCUAACAAAAAGUCAAGGAUCUAUAGCAUGAUGCUGCGAUUAUCUGCCUUAUUUGAAAGUCAUAUCAAAAAUAUCAUCUCUGAAUAUAAGUCAGCAAUCCAGAGUCAGAAGAGGAGAAGGCCACGGUACAGAAAACGUCUAAGAAGCAGCAGCAGUUCAUUAUCUAGUAGUGGAGCACCUAGUCCAAAAGGGAAGCAGAAACAAAUGAAGUUUCAGCCUAAAAAUGACCGGAAUACCUCAGUAUCUUAUGCCAGGACUAGCUCUCCUUUCUCAUCUCCUGUUUCAGAUGCUGCUGAAGGGCUUUCACUAUAUCUACUUGAUGAUGAGCCAGAUGGGCCAUUUUCUUCAUCGAGCUUCAGUGGAUAUAGCCGAAGUGGAAAUAGCCAUGACCCAGGGAAAGCCAAAUCAUUUCGGAAUAGAGUUUUGCCAGUUAAACAAGAUCACUCCCUUGAUGGACCCCUUACAAAUGGUGAUGGCAGAGAGCCCCGGACAGGAAUCAAGAGAAAACUACUUAGUGCAUCAGAAGAAGAUGAAAACAUGGGAGGAGAAGAUAAAGAGAAAAAAGAAACAAAAGAGAAAUCUCAUUUAUCCACCUCAGCGAGUGGAGAGUUAGGAUCCAGUUUAAGUUCUGAAAGUACCUGUGGUUCUGACUCUGACUCUGAAUCAACUUCCAGAACAGAUCAAGAUUACGUAGAUGGAGACCAUGAUUAUAGCAAAUUCAUACAAACCAGACCUAAAAGAAAACUCAGAAAGCAACAUGGCAAUGGAAAAAGAAAUUGGAAGACCAGAGGCACAGGAGGAAGAGGCAGACGGGGAAGAUGGGGUAGAUGGAGUAGAGGAGGCAGAGGAAGAGGAGGCAGGGGACGAGGGAGUCGAGGAAGAGGUGCAGGUGGCACUAGGGGGAGGGGAAGGGGGAGAGGAGGAAGAGGUGCUUCUAGAGGAGCUACCAGAGCCAAACGAGCACGUAUUGCAGAUGAUGAAUUUGAUACCAUGUUUUCAGGACGUUUCAGUAGACUGCCUCGAAUUAAAACAAGAAACCAAGGCAGGAGGACUGUUUUAUAUAAUGAUGAUUCUGAUAAUGACAAUUUUGUGUCCACUGAGGAUCCUCUGAAUCUUGGUACAUCCAGAUCAGGCAGAGUGCGUAAAAUGACAGAAAAAGCCAGGGUUAGCCAUCUCAUGGGAUGGAAUUAUUAACAGUUAAUAAAUUUAGAAUAACUUAAAAAAAAAGAUAAUAUCAUGUUGGGGGUCAGGUAUUAUAUGAAGAGAUGACUGAAGAGGAUCCUGUAGGAUGCUUUAGAGUUAUCGGAGAAUGGAACUGGUGGAGCAACAACCUUUCUAUGCCCAAGAGUAGAGUAUCAUUAUCUGAUGUAUCUGUGAAAUAGGAAGGAAUUGAUUCUCCCUAAGUUCUUAGAGAACUGUGUAGACAAAAAUAUAUAUAUAUAUAUUUGAGAGAUAAAAUGCAAGUGUCUUAAAUGGCACUAAUUUCUCAUUCUGAAAUUUCACUGAUUUGACUACACUACUUUCAUGAAUGUCAAGAUAUUAACAUAAACAUUGUUUCAGACACAUUAAAACCUGUGCAAUUUGUAAGGACAUAGAAGAUUUGAGGUCAUAGUAAGUUUGAUCAAAUAGACGUUUAUGAAACACUGAACACAGUGUAUAUAUAAAAUAUAGUCUUUUCAAGCACACAUCUAUGGCAGGCAGAAUUCUAAGAGGGCCUCCAAGAGCCCAAAACCUGGUGUACAUACACCCAGUUAUUCAAUCAAACACUAAUCUUGGUACUGCUGUAAAAUGAUUUUGCAGAUGUAAUUAAGGUGCCAAAUCAGUUGACCUUAAAAUAGAUAAAUUAUCCAAGUGGGCUUGACCUAGCUCUAUAAGCCCUUUAAAUCUGGGUCUAGAGGUCAGAAACAGGACAACCCAGAGAUUCAAAGUAUGAAGAUGAUUUGAUACAAAAGAAAUUUUCUGUUGCUGGCUUUAAAGAUGGAUGGGGUCAUGAGACUCUUCAUGCAUAUGGCUUCUAGGAGCUGAGAGUGAUCUCCAGUUGAUAGCUGGCAGAUGUAGCUAGGAACCUCAGUCCUACACCCACAAAGAACUGAAUUGUACCAACAGGAAUGAGCUCAGAAGCAGAUUAUUUCCCAGAGUCUCCAGACAAGAUCAGCUGACACUACAAUUUCUGCACUGUGAGACCAUGAGCAGAGAACUCAGCUGCUCUGUGCCAGUUUUCUGACCUAUAGAACUAUAUGAGCUAAUAAAUGGGUGUCAUUUUAAGUCAUGAAGUUUGGGAUGAUUUGUUAUGCAGCAAUAGAAAACUAAUACAGUAUUAAUCAAUAAGGAAAUGUCAAUAAAUAUUAAAUAAUUUAUAAGGUACAAACCACUGUCUGUAACUAAAAUUCGAUAAAAUUAAAAGUGAUAAACUAUGCUUCUCCAAAAUCUCAUACAUUUGGAAUUUCAAAAAAAAAGCAAUACUAAGUAGUGUGUAGUUUGAAGAUCAAACUUUAAUGGAAACUACAAAUAUUUGGAAAUAAAUGACAAACUGAUAUGUAAAUCAUAGAUGAAAAAACAAUAACAUAUAUAAACCAGUUUUCCAUAAAUAAUUCUGUUGAUUCAAUACAAUUUCUUUAAUAUUCCCCAUGAGGUUCUUGUGAAAAAAGCAAGUUGAAAGUUGACCCUAAUAUUUAUAUGUAAGAGUAUUCUUCAGGUUUGUACUAUUAAAAAUAAGUUGCAAUCAACAGUCUUGUGCACAUAAAUUUAUAAACUGUUGUGAGAAAGUCCAAACACAAAUGACAAAUGAGAAAAUUUUUUUGAAACACAUACGAUUAAGGACUAAUAUAGAGGACUCUAAUAAAUCAGUUACAAAGUCAGAAAUACAAUAGAAAAUUGAAGAAGAUUGUGAGCAGGAAGUUUAUAAGAAAAAACUUGAACUGGAAAACUUAUGAAAGAUGUCCAACUUCACUUAUAACUGACAGAAUACAAAUUAAAAUUGCAAGACGCAAUCAAUUUACCCAACAUUAAGCUCUUGUGUUUGCAUUUACUGGAAAAAUCUUUGCCCAUCUUACUAUUCUGAUCUAUUCUUCUGUCAUUUUGUUUCAAGAUUUACCCUUAUAAAGAGCAGACAUUUGUUUUACUAAUAUUAUUUUUGUUCCCCAAAGGAGGCUGUAUUUUAAUAAGAAUGUUAAACUCAUUUGUCUUUAUUUAACAAUUAAUUUGUGUUAUUCUUCUGUCACCUUUUUUUCUGUGUGUACUUUAUAUUUGGGAUGUGUAUUUCAUAUUUCUUUUACUUUUUUUAAGUUGGAGGUCUUUGCUUUUAUAUCUUCCCAAACUUUAAUAGGCACACAUAUGGUUUUAAUUCUUUAAAUGAUUACUUUUAAGAUUUUAAAAAAUAUUCUUAAACAUAUAUCUAUCAGUCUAAGAAAGUCAAGACAAAACAUGGAGAUGUAAUUGAAAAAGCAUUAACUAGGACUAGAAUAAUCAUCUCAAUUUAAAUACAGCCUUUGUGCUGGUUGCCAUGUGCAGGCUCUGGGUCUAUGGGUCUAUUUCUUCUAUUUACCUUGACAAAUUGUUUUGUGGCCCAAUUGUAAUACAGGAACAAGGCCUCAAAUAUUAUUAUUGCUGCCAGUUUUAAAUGAUAGCAAAGUGCCAGGCUAUGAAUACUCUAUGUAUUACCUCAUUUAAUUCUUACAGCAUCCUUCGAAAAUGGGUAUUAUUAUUCUCAUUUGACAGUUCAGUAAACUGAGGUUCAUGAAAGGUAAAUGACUUGUGAAAGUCACAUAACUAGUAAAGAUCAGAAUGAGGCCAGGCGCGGUGGCUCACACCAAUAAUCCCAGCACGUUGGGAGGCCAAGGUAGGUGAAUCACUUGAGGUCAGGAAUUCGAGACUAGCCUGCCAACAAUGUGAAACCCUAUCUCCACAAAAAAAAAAAAAAAA